This is a messenger RNA of Closterium sp. NIES-65, 1764 nucleotides long. The record is from the annotation of a GenBank genome assembly. NCBI's taxonomy places the organism in Eukaryota, Viridiplantae, Streptophyta, Zygnematophyceae, Desmidiales, Closteriaceae.
AUGUUGCCAUUUCCACCGCUCUCCACUCCCUCCAGCGACAUUAGCAACAACAGCUUCUACGGCCCAAUCAACAGCAACUUCCGCAGCAUGAUUCCUGACAACGGCGCUCUGCUCAACAUCGCAGGCAACUUCUUCUACGGCGACCCCAUGCUCUACGCCGAUGGCUGCCAGUUCUGCCCCUCCCAAAUCACCCAGUCUCAUCGUUUGGACAGAGGUGAACUCUUUUUUCCUGGGGAAAGUCGCUGUGCACUCCGUUUCAUGCAAGGUUACAUCACGGACAUAGCCCAAGCAGCAGAAAAGCGCGGCCAGGCGAGCUUGCAGAAGAACUGUUUCACAUUGAACAAGCAGAUGGAGUGCACGGCGAACGAGACGCUGCGCAGCAGCGACGAGUGCCUGGCAUUCUGCAGCAUGUCGCGGGAGCUGGGGCCGUGCGACGGGCACGGAGCGUGUGUGCCGCCGCAGGCGGGGGCAGCAGAGGCGCGCUUCACGUGUGAGUGCGACGACGGCUUUGUCACGACCAACGGCACCCUCGGCUCCACCUGCGCCCGCCCUGCUCCGCCCCCUGCUGCAGCCGACUAUAUGUUCUCCAUCCUCCCUGUCUGCCCUCCUCAUCCGCCCGUUGCCUCUCCAGCGCUCUCCACGGGCGCAGUGGUGGGCAUCGCUGUGGGCUCUGCUGCCGCCUUUGCUCUCCUCCUCGCUCUCAUUGUCGCGCUGCUCUGGCCCCGCCAACGCCGGCGGUGGAGCGACCUGGACGUGUGUCAGGAGUUCAGCAUGGGGGAGAUUCUGCGGGCGACAGACAACUGGGCGAGCAGUAAUGUGUUGGGGAAGGGCGGCUUUGCCACCGUCUACAAGGGCGUCUCCUCCAAGGGCGAGCUCUGGGCUGUCAAGCGCAUCGCACUCAUGUCCAACGACUUCGAGACUGAGGUGCGGGCGAUGGCGUCACUGCGGCAUGAGAACGUGGUGCGCUUGUUGGGCUUCUGCUUGCAUCAGAAUGUGGAGAGCGGCCAGCAGGAGCAGAUCCUCGUCUACGAGUUCGUGCCCAAUGGCGACCUCAACAAGCUGUGCUGCCUGCAAGUCAAACUCUCCGCUCUCUCCCCCCCAUGCCCUUCCGUCGCGUGGUCCGCCUCGCGCAAUUCACUAUCAUUCAAGAAGCGCAAUUCCUCCCUCUCUUCCUUCCUCGUGCGUUCCCUUCCCUUUUCUGCCCAAAAUCCGCCCAACCAAAAUCGUUGGAGCCGCUUUGGCGUGGUGCUGUUGGAGCUGCUGACAAGGCAGAAGGCAGCCGUGGAGGGCACCGACAGCCACAUUAGUGACUGGGCGGCGCGCAGGGUGGCUGUGUACUCGAUGGGGCAUUUCACAAUCAUCCCUUGUUAUAUCCCCCCUCUUACCCCCCAGGCGGCGCGCAAGGUGCAGGUGUACGAGCUGGGGGAGCUGAAGGACGCGUGGCUGGAGGCGCCGGACGAGGCGGUGGUGGAGCUGGCAGACAUCGCGCUGGACUGCCUCAAGAUGCCCGCCUCGCGCCGCCCCAACAUGAAGGACGUUGCCCGCCGCCUGCAGAACCUCCUCUCUCUCUACUGUGGUGACGCCGACGGUCACUCCUCCCUUGCAGAGCCUAGCUUGAAAAUGGAGGGAGGGGGGGUGAGGGGUGACGGUGGCAGCAGCACGGACACGUUUGGGAGGAGCGAGUGGUCGGAGGGAGCGAACGAAACGUCUGCUUCCAGGAGUCUCGUCCAUUCGCUGUCGGAGAAGUGGCGGAUGAUCGAGUAG